AUGAAAGUCCUUAUUUAUAUCACCGUAGCCCUACUUACGGUAUCGAUUUUGAAGACUGUCAAAGGUUUUGGAACUGGGUGGACAAAUGCACAUGCUACCUUUUAUGGAGGCAGUGAUGCCUCUGGGACAAUGGGUGGUGCUUGUGGUUAUGGGAAUCUAUAUAGCCAGGGAUAUGGGACAAACACAUUGCUCUUAAGCACUGCUUUGUUCAAUAAUGGAUUGAGCUGUGGAGCCUGCUAUGAGAUUCAAUGUGUGAAUGACAAAAUGUUGUGCUUACCCGGAGCCAUUACAGUAACCGCAACCAACUUCUGCCCACCAAACUUGGGUCUUUCUAAUGAUGCCGGAGGCUGGUGCAAUCCUCCACUGCGACACUUUGAUCUUUUACAGCCCGUUUUUCAACACAUUGCUCCCUACAAAGCCGGAGUUGUCCCUGUUCAAUACAGAAGGGUUGCUUGCAAGAAGAAGGGUGGAAUCAGAUUCACAAUAAAUGGGCACCCCCACUUCAAUCUGGUGCUUAUAACCAAUGUUGGUGGAGCUGGUGAUGUGGUGGGUGUGUCUAUUAAGGGUUCGAAAACCGGUUGGCAGGCUAUGAACUGGGGUCAGAAUUGGCAAACCAACUCCUACCUUAACAGUCAGUCCCUUUCUUUAAAGGUCACAACCAGUGAUGGCCGCACUCUCAUCUCCAACAAUGUCGCUCCUCCCAACUGGUCUUUCGGCCAAACCUACACUGGAUCCCAGUUCUAA
Molecule: messenger RNA, 744 nt
Organism: Malus domestica (apple)
Lineage: Eukaryota; Viridiplantae; Streptophyta; Magnoliopsida; Rosales; Rosaceae
Product: expansin-A15-like
Biological process (GO): plant-type cell wall organization
Cellular component (GO): extracellular region
Source: RefSeq, a predicted model, not a curated record